Messenger RNA from Penicillium diatomitis, 459 nucleotides. RefSeq lists its product as uncharacterized. The transcript has a single exon. The record is from RefSeq and is a predicted model, not a curated record. NCBI's taxonomy places the organism in Eukaryota, Fungi, Ascomycota, Eurotiomycetes, Eurotiales, Aspergillaceae. The coding region runs from base 1 to 459 and encodes 152 amino acids.
AUGAUCAACCUUGCGUCCCCGCGCCAGCGUGAAUCUGUUCUGCUUGUGCCGUCUGCAUCUGCGUCGACCGAAAGUUCCGUCCUAAGCCGAUCUGGGAAUGGGGCCUCGCUGGAGACCGUCCGAACUCUGAACUGGAGGGAACCCGCCACGGGAACCUCGGCGGACGGACGAGCGGCCUCACCGCAUGUUGGCGACACCGCCGUGUGGGCCCAACGACGCCAUGGCGAUUGGGCAUCGGGGCCAGGCUUCCUUCCUCGAGACUCAUCUUCACCUCACCAGUUGGGUCUCAUGCACGGCCGGGACGAGCAGAGCGCAGAGACCUCGAGAGGAGGAUUGCGCGAGACCCUCAUACGACUCCAAUCGGUAAGCUCAGCAGCUGUCGCUAUCAUGGCACACACUGCACCAGAUUCACUCACAGUAGUCGACGGGUCUAUACUCGACUACUCUCCACAUGAGUAG